This is a messenger RNA of Octopus sinensis (East Asian common octopus), 1224 nucleotides long. Its product is annotated as peroxisome assembly protein 12. The transcript is spliced from 8 exons. The record is from RefSeq and is a predicted model, not a curated record. Gene Ontology annotation, molecular function: ubiquitin-protein transferase activity; zinc ion binding; protein binding. Gene Ontology annotation, cellular component: peroxisomal membrane; peroxisomal importomer complex. Gene Ontology annotation, biological process: protein import into peroxisome matrix; protein monoubiquitination. NCBI's taxonomy places the organism in Eukaryota, Metazoa, Mollusca, Cephalopoda, Octopoda, Octopodidae. The coding region runs from base 112 to 1161 and encodes 349 amino acids.
AUACAAUGUGUUUAUGAAUGAAUGAAUGAAUGAAUGAAUGAAAAUCUUAAAGCUUUCACAUGUAAAUAAAACAAGGGAGCUAACUCCGAAUAUUUAAGUGAAACUACCAAAAUGGCAGAACACGCUGCGCAUUUAACUAACACCACGUCAAAUAAAAGACCGUCAAUAUUCGAAAUCCUUGCACAGGAUAGUCUAAACAGAGUAAUACAACCAGCAGUGAAACGUGCCGUGCGGGUUUUUGCAGAGCAAUUUCCAGACAAGUAUGGAUGGCUUAUAACAUAUUUUAAUGAGAUAUAUGCUUGCCUGGAUCUCUUCAUUCAGAAUUAUUAUUUAUACAGAUAUGGUGGAUCAUUUACAGAACAGUUUUAUGGAAUAAAACGUAUAACAAAUAGUGAAAAGACUCUUAAGCAUCUCCCGAAGAAUGUUCAUUUAAAGUCUCUAUUAUUUUUGGUAAUUGUUCCAUACGUCAGAGAAAAAUGGAAACUCAGUUAUGAAUAUUUCAAAGAAAGUCAGCACCAGCAUACACCUAGCAUUUAUAGACAGAUCAGAAUUCAUCCAAUGAAGACUGCUCUGUUAAGUGUCUUUCCCCAUAUCAAUGGAUUGUGGGAAUUCUUCAUAUUGUUGUUUGAACUAGGCUACAUUUUCCAACAUACAAACUGGUCAUCUCCGGACCACUAUUUCGCUGGUGUACAACUAGUAGCAGACUCUGAAGGAAAUGACGUCUUCUCAAAAGCCGAUUCUAAGAAGACAAAUUUCCAAUUAUUGUUUUGUAGUAAUUUUUUUACAAGUUUCAUGAAUCUUCUGAAAUACCUGUUCAAAAUAACAUCGUUUGGUUUGUCUACUGGGCUAUCUGUUGCAGUAUUUUUCCUUCAAUUUCUGGAUUACUGGUAUAACACACAAAAUAAAAUGAACUCACCUGUUGCUCUGACAGCUCUACCUAUCCCUCCAAAACCUGUGAAGUUGAAAUUACCUGCUGGCUGUUCAUAUUCAACAUGCCCUCUUUGUAAAAAGACAAGAACUAAUGACACCGUGCUAAGUGUCACUGGGUUUGUAUUCUGCUAUCCCUGCAUCUAUGAUUACGUGAGUGAAUACAAAUGCUGUCCUAUAACUAAAUACCCAUCAAAUAUUCAACACCUCGUCAGGAUAUACUCAUCUGAAUGACUUAUCAGCAAAAGCAAUUACUUUACAGAAAAUAGCUGAUAAAUUAAUGAUUCUUAACAUUGG